Messenger RNA from Conger conger (European conger), 2749 nucleotides. It is a transcript of the gene ints13, whose product is annotated as integrator complex subunit 13. Gene Ontology annotation, cellular component: integrator complex. The coding region runs from base 365 to 2491 and encodes 708 amino acids. NCBI's taxonomy places the organism in Eukaryota, Metazoa, Chordata, Actinopteri, Anguilliformes, Congridae. The transcript is spliced from 17 exons. Gene Ontology annotation, biological process: centrosome localization; regulation of mitotic cell cycle. The record is from RefSeq and is a predicted model, not a curated record.
UACGCAUGCGCAUGUGGCUGUCCUUUUUCUACGAUAUCACACCACCUGGAACUCUGUACAAAGCUAGUUUUCUGGUUAAACUUGGUGUGCAGAAACAUUAAGUCAACGGCGAGUCUCUGAGACGCCAGAUAAAACAAAGCAGUUUUGGAAUUGGUAUCUCCAGAUACGGCCAAAAUCUGAAUUAUCUAGAGGGAAUUUGCAACUUAAAGGAUAUGACUAAACAAGCUUCAAAUGCUUUAGCCUGCAAGCUAGCUAGUUAAUGAGAAUAUUAGCUAGCUAUGUAAUUUUCUCGCUGUUUAAGCUGUCUGCUUAGCGUUUACUUGAUUUUUAACACGAUCCGGAGGUAAGUAAUGAACACGGAAGGAUGAAGAUGUUUUCGUUCUCGCACAAGACCGCCUUUGUGGUGGACCACUGUCCAUACAUGGCCGAAUCGUGUCGACAGCAGGUGGAGUUCGACUUGCUGACGAAGAACCGCUCGCAGGGCGUGAUCCCACUGGCUCCCGUGUCCAAAUCCCUGUGGACCUGCGCGGUGGAGUGCUCAAUGGAGUAUUGCAGAAUACUGUACGACAUUUACCCCACCAGAAAACUGGUGAACUACAUUGUGAGCGACUCCGAGUUCCACGUUCUCAACAGCUGGAAUCAGGAAGCUCAGAACACUCAAGAGCUGAUGUCGGCGCUGGCGGCGGUGGGGCCCCCGAACCCGCACGAGGACCCCGAGUGCUGCAGCAUCCUGCACGGCCUGGUGGCGGCCGUGGAGGCCCUGUGCAAGGUGACGGAGCACCAGCAGCAAGCCCGGGCCCAGCUCAUGGACACGGCCGACCGCGUCUGCAACCGGGGCCGCAUCAUCUGCCUCACCAACGCCAAGAGUGACACCCAUGUCCGUAUGCUGGAGGACUGUGUCGUGGAGACCAUCCUGGAGCAAAAUAAAUUGGCGGCGGGCUCAGACAGGCUCAUGCAGAUUCAGCAGUGUGAGCUAGUCCUGAUCCACACCUACCCGCUGGGAGAGGACACGCUGGUGUCCGACCGGCCCAAAAAAGAGAUCUCCCCUGUGCUGACCAGCGAGGUGCAUAGCGUGCGGGCGGGGCGCCAUCUUGCCUCCAAACUCAACAUCCUGGUGCAGCAGCACUUUGACCUGGCCUCCACGACCAUCACCAACAUCCCGAUGAAGGAGGAACAGCACGCCAACACUUCGGCCAAUUACGACGUGGAGCUGCUGCACCACAGAGACGCGCACAUGGAGUUCAUCAAGAGCGGAGAUCUGCAUCCAGCGGGCAGCACCAGCCGAGACAGUGGCCUGAAGGAGACGGUGACGCUGAAGUGGUGCACCCCUCGAACGAACAGCGUUGAGCUGCACUACUGCACUGGGGCCUACCGAAUCUCACCAGUCGAUGUCAACAGUAGGCCUUCCUCUUGCCUCACCAACUUCCUCUUGAACGGACGCUCGGUGCUGCUGGAGCAGCCUCGGAAAUCUGGGUCGAAGGUCAUCAGUCACAUGCUCAGCAGCCACGGCGGGGAGAUCUUUCUGCACGUGCUCAAUAGCACCCGCUCCACGCUGGAGGACCCGCCUUCUAUCAGCGAGGGGUGCGGGGGCCGUGUGACGGACUACCGCAUCACUGACUUCGGGGAGCUGAUGCGGGAGAACCGGCUGACUCCUUUCCCAGAGUCCCCGGCUCCUGCCGGGGCUUGUGGGAAAGUGCCCCUGGAGAGAGCGAAGGCCCAGCUGGAGCGACACACUCGAUACUGGCCAAUGAUCAUCUCCCAGACCACCAUCUUCAACAUGCAGGCGGUGGUUCCCUUGGCCAAUCUGAUUGUGAAAGAGAGUUUGACCGAGGACGACGUGCUGACCUGUCAGAAGACCGUGUACAACCUGGUUGACAUGGAGAGGAAGAACGAUCCGCUUCCUGUUUCCACCGUCGGAACCAGAGGCAAGGGGCCUAAAAGGGACGAGCAGUACCGGGCCAUGUGGAACGAGCUGGAGGCGCUGGUGCGCACCCACGUCGGGGGCAGCGAGCGCCACGCCCGCGUGCUGGAGUGCGUGAGCGCCUGCCGCAGCCGGCCGCCCGAGGAGGAGGAGCGCAAGAAGAGGGGGAGGAAGAGGGAGGACAAGGAGGAGAAGCCGGAGAGGAACGGCAAGGACCCGGAGGUGGAGAAGGGGUGGCAGGAGCCGGGAGAGAGCAGGCUCAAGGGGGCGCCAGAGCGUGAGAAGGAGGAGCCUGCAGAGGCGGAGGUAAUCAAGGACUCUCCGGACUCCCCGGAACCACUGAACAAGAAGCCCCGCCUGACGGUGGAGGAGAGCCAGCCCCCAGAGAAAGCCAAAGGCCCCAUGUCCCUGCUCACGAUGUGGACGAACAGGCUCAACACGGCCAACUCGCGCAAGCACCAGGAGUUUGCUGGCCGAAUCAACUCCGUCAACAACCGGGCCGAGCUGUACCAGCAUCUCAAAGACGAAAAUGGAAUGGAGACUACGGAAAACGGGAAAACCAACAGGUGACGCAGUUUUCCCCGUCUGCCGCCUUUUUUUCACCUGACUGCUUGGAAUACUGCCUCGGUGUCACUGUACAGGAAAUACUUCACGAACCAACGAGUGUCCCUCUGGUACUUUUCCUCAUGCUUUUAACCUUUAUCUACUGUACAGUCUCUGAGUGUGUCAGCAAGAUUGAACCAUAGCUUUUUAAGCCAUUUUUUUAACACGCUUCUGUUUAUACUGAUGGAUUUCCAUAUUCUGAGAAAUAAAAAGAUUCUGUCUGUG